Molecule: messenger RNA, 2507 nt
Organism: Boleophthalmus pectinirostris (great blue-spotted mudskipper)
Lineage: Eukaryota; Metazoa; Chordata; Actinopteri; Gobiiformes; Gobiidae
Gene: bsdc1
Product: BSD domain containing 1
Exons: 11
Coding region: 131-1360 (409 amino acids)
Cellular component (GO): cytoplasm
Source: RefSeq, a predicted model, not a curated record
UAUUUCCUAAAUAGUAAAAUACCUAACAAAUAUCUUUAAGCUAAAAUAAAUUUGGAUUCAGUAUUUCUUUUUAUGAUUUCUUAGGUCUAGGUUAGAGUUCAGUAAAUACUGAUGAUGUCAUCAUCUGAAGAUGGCUGACGGUGAAAGCUGGUGGGGAGGCUGGUUUCAGCAGAGCUUCCAGGCUGUCAAAGAAAAGUCCUCCGAGGCAUUAGAGUUUAUUAAGCGAGACUUGACAGAGUUCAGUACUGUGGUGCAGCAUGACACGGCUUGUUCCAUUGUGGCUACAGCCACAGCUGUUAAAAACAAACUUGCAGUGGAAGGGUCAUCUGAAACCACAGAGAAAGUGAAGAAAAGCCUUUCAAGUUUUCUUGGCGUGAUAACUGACACGCUUGCACCGCCCCCUGACAAAACCAUUGAUUGUGAUGUAAUCACUUUAGUAGCUACACCAGCAGGAACUACAGAGGUGUAUGACAGUUCAAAGGCCCGUCUCUACAGUCUGCAGGCUGACCCUGCUACAUACUGCAAUGAACCUGACGGUCCCCCGGAGCAGUUUGACAGUUGGAUGUGCAGUUUUAGUUUGGAGAAGAAAGGAGAAAUCUCUGAACUUUUGGUCAACAGUCCAUCUAUACGAGCGCUUUACACUAAAAUGGUGCCUGCUGCUGUUUCUCACUCAGAGUUUUGGCAGAGGUAUUUCUAUAAAGUCUUCCAGUUGGACCAGGAGGAGGCACGAAGAGUGGCUUUGAAACAGAGAGCGGAACAAAGUACACAUACAGAGACUCUGGGAUGGGAGGAAGAGGAAGAGGAUGAUUUCCUCUGCGCUACCCCAUCUUCUUAUCAACCAGCCCUAACACCAACAAUGGACCAGAGUUCAUCCACACUGACAGAAUCGUCCCUCCUAACUCCUGUCCAAUCUCCAAGUGAAGAACGCCUCUCCCUGAGCAGUGACAGCGUCAGCCUACCAACGCAGAUAGAUGUACAGCCAGAGCUAUUUGUCAGUGAGCUGGACAAGAAAAUGACUGAGGUCUCUUUGGACGAAAUUACAAACACAGAUGACCAGCCAAGUCCAGAAAGCGCGGUAACUCAACCAGAGGCUAAUACUGAAGCAGUGACAGGACCUCCAGUGAAAACAGAGGUAACAAAAGAAGAUGGACCCCAGGACCUAAGAGUGUUUGAGCUGAAUUCUGACAGUGGAAAAUCUACACCUUCUAAUAAUGGCAAAAAAGGGUCAAGCACUGACGUGAGUGAAGACUGGGAAAAAGACUUUGAUCUAGACAUGACAGAGGAGGAGGUUCAGAUGGCUCUUUCUAAAAUUGAAGCAUCAGGAGAGCAACUGGAUGAAGACUGGGAAAACUGGGAUUGAUCAUCAUGACUUCCUAUCAAAGCUUGUUCUCUGGAGAGACGAUCCAUGCUUAAUGUGUUCCUUGUCUCUUAAAGUCACCUGUCAUGGCUGUUGGCAUCUUUGGAGGGCUUGUACCUCACUGGUUACCCAACUGAAAACUGAGACCAGGGUAAAGAGAAUUUUAUGGCGGUGUCAGAAGUUAGUUUAGACUGUAAAAUGUUUUCAUGGCUAAACGUCAGCCUAACAUCAUAUGGCAGUUAUCUAGACAGUGCUUAAGGUCAUAAUGGCUUCUGUGUAAGGUGCCGACAGUGCCAGACGUUUCCCUGCAACAGAAAAGAAGCAGUUUCUCUUCACUUUCUGUAAUUGGAAGUACAAUUUUUUUGUGUAUUUUCAAUUGGGCUACAACUUAACUGCAGGCUAUAAACAGCCAUAAUAACUAAUGCUGCUAGUCAUUCAGAGACAAAACAAAACACAAAUGAUUUUUGGAUGACAAAUAAAUCCUACCCUAUUCUCUGAUUUAGUUUCCUCAUAAAUUUGAAUUUAGACUCAACACAAGGUACCGUUCCUUGAAAAAAUACAUGUAGAUGUUCACUUUAUUUUCAUUUGGUUUCUACUUGAAUGUGUGAAUAUGUGGGAAGAGGGACAAAAUGUAAUGAUUUGAUCAUUUGAGAUAAUUUGAGGUGUGAGGUUGGAAUCCACUUCAUAUACAUUAACUUUUCUGUUUAAUCAAAAAAGGAGAACUUGACCUAGUUGUAAGGUUUAGUCUUAUAAUUGCUCAGCCUAUGUUUGGAACUACAGUCAUAGUUCAAUGGGCAGCGUGCCAUGCAGACCAAGAAGCAAUGCUUCACGCUUUUGUGUUUUUCUUUUUCACAAUGUGUAAUGUGGUCUAACAAAACACAAUAGAGAUGUAAUAUUUAUACAAAUGAACACUUCAUGUGUUAAGUGCUUUGGAUUGCAUUUAUGUGCAAUAUCAUUAUGCAAAUCUAUGUUCCUGUUCUUUGUCUCUUUCAGCAUCUUUCUCUGCAAUGUUUAGCAUGUUUAUAAUUCACAUCUGUAAUUUCUUAAGGUUCACACUUUAAACAUGACCAUUUUCAAAGCUUCUCAAUUCUAAUGUAUGUAUUCUUAUAUUUUUAAAUUUAUCAUUGUCAUUAAAGGACACAUGGCAAAA